AUGGCGUCUACUUCGACCAGCGCGAGGAAAAGAAAGCAUGAGAUUAUGGGUGCUUUUGAUGACAUCGCACCAUGUCCGUCUACUUCUGCCUCUAUGCUCAUUCAAAAACCGUGCUACGAUGUGUUUAUCAAUCAUUAUGGAUUAGAUGUCAAACACACGUUAGCUAAAAGUAUCUAUAAUCUCCUCAACGAAAUGAAGGUGAAAGCCUUUUUAGAUUCAGAGGAGUUGGAAUGUGGUGAUUUCUUCCCCAGAACACUAGAAGCAUUAAUGCGCAGUGCCUCGCUUCAUAUAGCAAUUUUUUCUGAGAAUUAUGCAAAAUCACCUUGGUGUUUGCAAGAGCUUUCGUUUAUACUUCAAACUGGCGCCAAGGUAUUUCCUGUUUUCUACCAUGUAGAGCCAUCUGAUCUCAGACAUGUAGAUCGACAGAAUGGAAUGUAUGCUGAGAUCUUUAAAGAGCAUGAAAAGAAAGGUAGAUAUACCUCAGGAAAAAUUCAGGAGUGGAAAAAGGCACUACACGAAGCCUCAUUUUACACUGGUGAAAUCGUUAAAACUAAUGAUGGAGAGAUGAGUUUGCUCAAAAAAAUUGAGAGAAUUGUUUUGAAAGUAAUAAAUGAUGUGCCGCUAGUAGUUGCUAAGCAUCCAGUCGGUCUGAGAGAAAUGGUGCAAGACUUCGAGAUGAAAGCACUCCAACCUGCCCAGGAUGAUCAGGUUGUGUCAAUUGUGGGAAUUUGUGGCAUGGGUGGUUCUGGGAAGACCACCCUUGCAAAAGAAUUAUAUAAUAAAAUAUCCUCUUCGAUGGAGAGAUCGAGUUUUCUGUUUGAAGUUCGAGAUGCAGCAUCCAAAGGCGCAUUGCAUAACAAGCAGACAAAACUACUCAAUGAUCUUGGCAUCACAGGUGUUACAUUUGAUAAUAUUGAGGAAGGAAUAAACGUUCUUUCAAGUCGUUUGAAAUCUGUUAAGGUAUUGAUUGUUCUUGAUGAUGUAGAUAAUGUGGAGCAACUGGAUGCUUUGUUGCCCACAAAGCACAAACUUCAAAAUGGUAGUCUCAUCAUUGUCACUACACGGGCAUAUGAUGUCCUGAAUUCUUGGGGUAUCUCUUUCAUAUAUAAAAUGAGACCAUUAGAUUCAUUGCAGGCAGGGAACCUUUUUUGUUGGCAUGCUUUCUUAAGGUGUUGUCCACCGAAUGGGUUCAAGGAGCUUGUUGAAAAGUAUUUAGAACAAUGCAAUGGAAUACCUUUGUCUUUGAAGGUAUUAGGAGCACAGCUUUACGGUGAGUCCCGUAUAGAAUAUUGGGAGUCACAGUUGCAUAAGAUCUCAAGAAUAUUGCCUGCUGAUAUCAAGAAGAGACUCAAAAUAAGUUAUGACACCCUUGAUGAUGAAGAAAAAGAGAUAUUCCUUGACGCUGCAUAUUUCUUCAUCGGAGAACAGAGUAGCUUGGCAAUUGAAGUAUGGAAUGGAUUGGGGUUGAGUGGUCUACAAAGGUGGGAAAGUCUCCUGCAUAAGUGUUUGGUUGAGCAUGAUGAUAACAAUUUCAUAUGGAUGCAUGACCAUAUAAGGGAUAUGGGAAGGGAUAUUGCAAAUAAGCAAUCACCUUAUCGGCUUUGGUUUCCCCAACAAAAUAUUAAUGUUCAAAACCAAGACCAGGCCUCCUCUGUCCAGCAUUCUAUCACUAAGCUUUCAGAUUUGGAUGAUGAUUCUGAGAACUUAGAAGACAGUGAAGAUCAAGGUUUUGAUAUUGAGUGGGAAGAUGACGGUGAUAGGGUUACCCCUGAUAAAGGUUCUAGCAAGGGGAAGGACAAAGAUAUGGCUUCUAGGUCCGGAAAAAAGAAAUCUGGAAAAUGGGUUAAAGGAAAAAGGAGCAAGGUUUAG
Messenger RNA from Cryptomeria japonica (Japanese cedar), 1869 nucleotides. RefSeq names its product disease resistance protein RPV1-like. The transcript is spliced from 3 exons. Gene Ontology annotation, biological process: signal transduction; defense response. Bases 1 to 1869 code for a protein of 622 amino acids. Gene Ontology annotation, molecular function: ADP binding. NCBI's taxonomy places the organism in Eukaryota, Viridiplantae, Streptophyta, Pinopsida, Cupressales, Cupressaceae. The record is from RefSeq and is a predicted model, not a curated record.